Molecule: messenger RNA, 1778 nt
Organism: Toxoplasma gondii ME49
Lineage: Eukaryota; Apicomplexa; Conoidasida; Eucoccidiorida; Sarcocystidae
Product: blood stage antigen 41-3 precursor, putative
Exons: 18
Coding region: 29-1354 (441 amino acids)
Source: RefSeq, a predicted model, not a curated record
ACAUAUUCCACACGACCUGCUUUAAAAAAUGCGGGGCACCAAACUCUCGUUGGUUUUCUCAUUUCUGCUCAUCGGAGUUGGCACCGUAACUGCUGAGCUCGAGAAGCAGUACAGCAGCGAAUGGCCGAUCCCUUUCAAACAAAAUGCGCAGACUCUUCCCUCGAUUGAGGUGAAGCUAGCUCCACCUGAGGAUCCUUUGCCCCAAGUGACCGGGGAAAUACAACUUCUUGAAAGAGCGCGAAUGAGACUCGAGGAGGGGCUGAUGGCAAAACUGGAAGACGAAUACAAUCGGCAGCUUGACAAUUCGCAAAUACAGAUUUCUGGUGCUCUAGAAAGGGCGAUGAGAGUAUUCAACAGCCCAAACAUUCUCCGAAGUGCUGUCAAAUCAUCUAUGAGACCGCUCACCACAGCGUCAGCCGCCGCCCCGGAGUUUCGGCAGCUUCCAAACAGAAAGGACACCAUACCCAACAAGUUAACGUACAAUGAUGUGAAGAAGCAUGUGAAUGGCCCCAUACCGAUCACCCCUGCGGUUUCUGCCACUUCGUUUCUUGAAACGAGUGCAACUGCCACGGCUUCCUCUAAGAGCCGUUUCCUUAAUAUGCUUGGAGCAGCGGAAACGCUUCCAUCCGUGAAAGUUGAGCUGACGAGUAUAAAGGAGCCCAGCCCGCAAAUAAAGGAGAAGAUGGAUGAAAUAGAAGAACUUCGGGCAGAUGAGGAAACCAGGAUGUUUCAACAAGCGAUCGCAGAAUUUGAGCAACUCACCAAAAUAACGGUGCAGGAACUCGAAAAAAACAUACAGAUCCAGAUGAAUCCCUUUCUCGUUGAUACGGAGGCUGUGGGAAGCGCCAUACAAGAGCAGUUAAGUGCCUCUGCCCCAGCUUCACGAACAGUAUCGUUUUUGGAGGUUGACGACGAAGGAGCGCCAUUUCUAGGCAGAAAAUGUGAAGAACUGCGAACUCGGUACCCGGGCUUCAAGGUCGAGUGCCCACAAGGAAAACAAGCAAAACCAGCAGCCCCACAAGUUUCGUUUCUUGAACUCAGAGACACCGAAACUACAGAACAACAUAAUACACUAAUUGGUUCUGAAACGGAAAAACAGCUCAAUGUCAAAGUGACCCAGUCUGACAAGCCGUACCCGACAGUAGACGAACUCGUCAGUGACAUGCAGAAAAAAAGGGACGCAACUGAAAGGCUAGAGAGAAUGAAGAUCUUAGAAUUGCAACUGAAGUUGCUGAAGGCACAGGACGAAAUGAUCAAGGACGGUUUGCAUACGUCUGUUGCGCGCGUGCUUGCGCAGUACGCCCCAGCUGUGGAGGCUGUCAAGGCGGAAAUCGCCAUACGUAGCAUUCGCUAAACGAAAAGACCGGCAUCCUCCGGUGGCGUGCGUCGAGGCGAAGACGAGGGAGGGAGGGGGUCGAAAUCUAUACCCACUUGAGUAUAUCCUUGAUAAGGAUAUUCCAGACAAGGUCGAUGAGCACCUCGACGCAGAUUAGGUAUAUGACGAUCCAUUCGAGUUUAUAUCCGUGCUGAACGAAGUCGCAUAAAUGGGUACUCAACUGGAUUCCUCACUGUGUUACCGAUCAGUUAGCAAGUAGCUAGCUCACGCCAAUGCUGAACGACAUACUGAUGACUUUUUCGUGGACGGGCGGCACUCUGGUUCCUACCUGAAUUGUUAGCUCAUUGUUCAGCAUAUCGUAUAGAUCCUUGAUAAUGUCUAACCUGCACAGAGAAAAACUCAUAGAACAAACACCUGACGAAACUGUUAGUCACACGCGGGA